Molecule: messenger RNA, 4774 nt
Organism: Pelobates fuscus (common spadefoot toad)
Lineage: Eukaryota; Metazoa; Chordata; Amphibia; Anura; Pelobatidae
Gene: LRRIQ1
Product: leucine rich repeats and IQ motif containing 1
Exons: 26
Coding region: 45-4598 (1517 amino acids)
Molecular function (GO): protein binding
Source: RefSeq, a predicted model, not a curated record
CUAUGCCGAUCACGUGAUCGGCCAGGACGUUACUGUGUGGGCAUAUGGAGGUGAUGGAAUUGGAACUUAGAGGGGUUGACCUGCCCGGAGAUGCGGAGGACGAGGAGCCGUCGGAAGAUGAAGAUGAUGAGGAGGACUACGAGGCCGUUAUUAUGGAUGACAGCGAAGACGAGGUGUCUGAUGAUCUACCUGAAUCUGUUCUCUUGUGUUUGCAAGCUGUUAAGAGAAGAAGUGAAAAUACAGAGCUCUUUCUACAAGAUUUAGAAUCUGGUGAUCCUUGUUUAAGUGAUUGUUCUGAAAGUGGAACAAGUUGUAAUUUGCCUUCAGAGCUUCAAGACCCUGAUGUCCUUACAAAGGUAUUGGCUGAAAUAGAAGAAGAUGAAAGAAGACAGCAAUCAAGGAGUGAUAACAUUAUAGGCAAUAACGAUGACCACAACAGCAUUCAAGGAACAGUGGUUGUAGAAACAUUGGAUGACAAUGAUUCAGUUCUAAAGUUCGAUUAUAUUGAAGUGGAAGAAAGUUGUAAACGAAAAUUACAACAGUGGGAGGAUGAGCAGGAAAAACACAGUGAAAUUGGGAGCCAUAUACUGAAUUCUCAAACUGAAAUUGCCAAUAAACAAGAUGAAGAAGGUGAAUGGAAGGGAGACUGGAGGAAGCAAUUUGAGAAGGAAAUUUCUGUGCUGGAUACAAUUCAUAAAGAGCAACAGAAGAAGCUUGAAGAAGACUUGCAGAAACAUAAUGAAGCAUUGGCAAAAGAUUUGAAAAAGCACAAGGAGAUGAUUUACAAAUUGGAAACAGAGAUGAAAAAUGAAAAGAACAACUUUGCAGAGGAAAAGGCAAAGGCCAAAAAACUGUUGGAGGAACUUCAGUUCAAAUCUGCAAUUAAAAUCCAGGCACAAUUUAGAGCUUUCUCUACAUACAAAAAGUAUUCACCUAUUUUAAUGGAAAGAAAAAAGGAGGCUCAGAGAAAAAAAGAGUUGAAGCUCAAACUGGAACAGGAAAAAAAGGAAAUGGAAGAAAAAAUAAAACGGAAGCUUGAGGACAAAAAACGAAGGGAGGAAGAGAAAAAACAAAAGGAAGAGUUGGAGACACAAGCUUUGGAAGAGGCAAAAAUUCAGGAACGGUUGCUCCAAGAAAUGCGCCAGAGAGAAUACGAGAAGAAAAAGUCAGAAGAACGUCAGAGACUAGAGAGACAAAAACACAUAAAAGACCUGAACAAUAAACAUAUUUGUGAAAAGACCGAGAAGACCAAUACCAUGUUGGAAAAAAAUAAUGACAACAUUACAUGUACAAAAGAUAGUAUGGGUGACCUGAAUAAACAGAAUGAAGAGUACGUUCAUCCUGGAAAAGAGAAGAUCGAGGAAAUGAUUAAAGAACAAACUGGAAAAUCAGAAAAAGAGUUUAAACCAACAGAAGUGAUGGAGAGCCUAGAAAAUAAUGAAAGCAGAACUGUAAAUAAACCAGAAGAGAUCGAUUUAAAUGCAGAGAUUUGUGAUGCCAGCCAGUAUUCUGCUACUGAUUCAGUACAAUUGUCAGACCCAAGUAGGAAUCCUUCUCUCACAGAGGAUAAACAUGUAUGCCCAUUCGAUCAAAGCACUUGUGCGCAUAAAAACAUAGUUUCUGAAAAUAACAGCAAGCCUCCGUUACCUGUUCAAGAUUCCAAACCUCUGCAGCCUGUUGCUGGCAUGGAUGUCGGUGUCAAAACAGUGGCACAAAAAGAGCGAAAUGAAGAUUCAGCUGUUUCUAUUGUAGCCCGAUCUCUAGUUCUUCCAGAUCACACUGAAGAAAAGAGACUUGCCUGGAUGAAAUCCUGCAAACCCUGGGCAAGGAUUCUAAGGGACAGCCAAGGGAAAAGGGUGGAUAAGAAAACAAAGCAAAGAAAAAUUUCUGCAGCGAAGAGGUUACCUCCAUUAAAUGAAAAUCUAAUAUUUCAAAAUAAUACUUGGCGGGACUUGCGACAGAUUACAACAGUUACGCUACAGGACUUGCCAGGCUGCAGUCUUGCUACCUUGUCCAGUUGUGCUAAACUUCGAUUUUUAUCAAUGAGACGUUGUGGAUUAAUUGCACUUGAAGAUAUAACGGAUUGCAAAGCUUUGCAGUACAUUGAUGUGCAGGAAAAUUCCAUCUGUGUAGUAAAUUGUGAAGGUCUGGAAAACCUAAAUGUUCUUCUCCUGAACAAAAAUCAAAUAACAUCUAUUCAUGGGUUAGAAAACUGUAUCAACCUUCGGAAUCUCGAGUUGUCAUAUAACGUAAUAACCAGAGUUGGUGGGUUGGAAACUUUGAGAAACCUUCAGCGUCUAGUUUUGGAUCACAAUCAAUUAAUUUCCACAAGCCGUCUUGAGGCUGUCCCUACUCUUAUGUAUUUAGAUUGCUCAUACAACUUUCUUACUGAGCUGGAAGGAAUUCAGAAUUGUGGCCUAAUGCAAAUUCUGAAAUUACAAGGAAACAACUUGUGUGAGAUCCCUAAACUGGAUAAUCAUGUCCUCUUGAGAGAGCUAUACGUUGAUGAUAACAACAUAUCAGCAGUGAAAGGGCUUUCAUUAUAUUGGUUACCUCUACUACAGGUUCUUUCAAUAUCUCAGAACAGCCUAGUUCAGCUUGAACCAUUAUAUACUUUUGUUUCAUUGGAAGAACUGGACUUAAAUAGCAACUGCUUAUCAGACUUGCAGAGCACAAGCUUGUGGCUUGAAGGUUGCGUAAGUCUAAGACAUCUAACAAUUACCAAGAAUCCCCUUGUGCAAGAAGCAAAUUGGAGGAGCUUUCUGUUAAACCUGUUGCCUGGAUUAAGACAAUUGAAUGCUGAUCGUAUUGAUUGUAAUGAAAGAAGGCAAGAGUCACACACAAGGUCAUUCAGGGCAUUUUGUCAAUCUCAAAUUCGGAUUGUUCGCCAAUUAUGGAAGGUUAUAAACCAAGAUAAAGGCUCAUGUAUGUCUUUUAAAGGUCUGGAAAAUUACUGUAAUACUUUUAAAGGAUUACUGAAAGUUUCCAAUGAACACCGAUAUGCACAUGAGUAUGGUGACAUAGAAGAUAUCCAGAGAGAAGAUCCAGAAAUACUGGAAAAUGAUGUGGAGCAAUCGGGCAUUGACAGCAGUCAACAUAAUGGCCUUGUUAUCAGUGGUGGAGAUGAUAGUAAACAUGAAGAUCCCACAAGACAGAUCACUUCCAGACAGCUUACAAACUCCUCUGCAGCUCCUAAGGGGAGAGAUCAAGUGGAACUUCUGGGAAAAACUAGUACAAAAAAUAAAGUGAUAGAGAAUCGCAACAACGCUUGCAAUGCAAAAAAGGACAUAAAUGAUUGUGAACUCAUGAAAAUGUCAAAAUGUUCAGCACCUGUGGGAAACAAAAAGCACUGUGCCGCUGUUAUCAUCCAAUCACAUUGGAGAGGGUAUGUGGUACGCAGAGAUAUUGAUUACUAUGCAAGACUCCAUGAGGCUGCUUCUGUCAUACAGUCUGCUUGGAGGAGUUAUUCAAUUAGGAAACGUGGCUGGCAAAAUAAAGCAGAUAGAAACCCUAAAUGUUUGGAUGUGAAAAAUCAUGCAGCUACAGUAAUACAGGCAAUUUGGAAGGGAUUCCACUUGAGAAAAAAACUGGCUGCUGCUUUUGCAGCUAUUGAAAGAGAAGAACCGGAAGAUGACUUUGAAGAAGUGAAUUUGGAUGACUUUACAUUUGAUGAACAUGCUUUGGAUAAGGGAUGGACUUUAAAUUCCACUGACUUCUCAUCUGCAGCACUUCAUUGCUCAAAUAGACCAGAACAUCUAAAGUUUCCCAAAAGAAUUCCUGUUGCAGAAGACAAAGCACAUUCUCUACCAUGGCGUCCAGUAGAAGCCUGGCAGACACCUGGAAGUUCCGAAGCAGACAGUGUUAUAUAUGACCGAACUAGCAAUGACAGCAGGUUGGAGAAACAAAAUCUGUCACAUGCAUCGAACGUGAAAUCUCAGAUUGACAUUUCGUUCAUGUCUGAGAAAGAAGAGAAAAUUUCCCAUGAGUGGGGCUUUAAGGAUUCUGCCACAGCCCAUCUCAUGCUGAAGAGGGCUCAAAAAAUGAAAUCUAAACAAAUCAGGAAUAAAAAAAUGUUGGACCCAACUGUGCGCUUGGCAUUGUUCAAAAACAAUGAAAAUAAACAUCUUCCUGUGAAACCACCAAAGAAGCCGCAGAUGAAAGUAGAAUAUUUUCAAGGUGUAGAAGAGUCCAACCAUUUACGUGACAUCUCAGCAGAAACCUUAGCAAGAAGCCGGGAGCUGACAUACCAGUGGCUUCACACACAAUGUGGAGAUUUUGAGGCCACAAAUUCUAGAAUCACAAAACAUAAGCGUUUCUUGCCUGAAUUGAAUCACGACGUUUUGAACGGUGGACGUGUUCAACUUGUGGCUAAUACUGCAAAGAAAGAAACCGAAGAUUUGGAACUCGUUUCUGUGAAAUCUGGAAAUACCUUCAAUCAGAACAGAUCAAGACUCUCUUCAGCAUUGUUGGGGAGAGACCAAUUUACACCACAGAAAACUAUUUCAGGACCCCAGAAAAAGGAACGUAUUUCAUUUCGCGACAUCCCAACACAGCUCAGCGGUGGAUGGGGAAGUGGAAAAAAGAAGAAAACCAUUUAAAUAGAUGUCAGACCCUCGAACGCAUUACGUGUACCAUUCGGAUUCAAUUUUUCAAGUUUUGUGUAGAUUCCUCCUAAUGAACAGAGUUGUAAAAUAUGUUUUUACUUAUUGAAUAAGCAUUUUUCAUGCUUGUCUCUCAUUAUAUUAUAAAACAAGCAGUGCUUGGGAAAACUAAG